AGCAGCGGGAAUAAAACGCUAGAGGAGAAAAAACUCGAAAAGCGAUCCGAGUCCAUCAAGGCUACUAACCAGGCAGGUCGAGCAGUCGAAAAUGGCGAGAGGGAGAGAUCCAGAUCCCCCAUGUUGCCAGAAGUACGGAGUGCCUCUCUAUGGAGCUGCUUGGGUUCCAGUGAAGGAGGCCCUCAAGCAGAAUCCGAAAGAAGAACCGGAACAGGAUAGCGACAAGGUCACCACCGAUGAAGGAUCAUCGCCUCCUCCGUCAGUUGAUACCACCUCUAAGGGUUAUUUGGUCUGUGCUGGUGGCGGUGGUGAAGGCCACAGCGGGAUCCCUAAUGCUCUCUUGCUCCUAGAUUUCGAUUUCGCUUCGAAUUCCCUCUCCCAAAUCCCGGUGACUAAGCUCAAUACUGGUGAUGAUUUACCUUAUAGAAUGGCUGUCCACCCAGGUGGGGAAGGUGUUAUCUGUUCAUUACCCAAAAGUUGUAGGUGGUUUGAGUGGGAUGCGCCAGAGUGCACAGAAGGCAGCAGAUUGGGUCUAAAAUCUUCUGAAAAAGUGAUUACUCAGUUGGAAGGUAUUGGGCAACAGUUAGCAGUGACAUUUAACCGUGAAGGUUCCUUAAUUGCCAUGGGCGGAGAGGAUGGCUAUUUAAGAGUCUUCAAAUGGCCUAGUAUGGAAGCGAUUCUUGACAAAGCUGAUGCUUAUGCAGCUGUGAAGGAUUUGGGUUUCAGUUUGGAUGAGAAGUUCCUUGUCUCCCUUGGAAAUGGUGGCCCUUGCAGGGUUUGGGAUGUAAAAUCAGCUACAGCUUUAGCUACUUUACCAAAGGAAAAUGAUGAGGUUUUUGGCUUCUGCAGGUUUUCACAAACCACUGAUAAUAAUCAGAUUCUUUAUAUCACUGCAAUGCGAGGUCAAGGAGGAAGUGUCGUCUCUUGGAACACAGAUUCCUGGAAAAGAAUCAGUUCUAAACAAAUAGUCCGCGACCCUAUCUCUGCAUUCAAUGUUUCAGCUGAUGGAAAAUUCCUUGCAAUUGGAACAAUUCAAGGAGACACUUUUAUAAUAAACUCUGCCAAUAUGCGGAUUCACACAGUAGUUAGAAAAGCACAUCUUGGUCUCGUUACUGCAUUGAUGUUCUCCCAAGAUUCCAGGGCUUUGGUCUCUGCAUCCAUGGAUGCAAGUGCAAGGGUGACACUAAUUGAGGACAAGAAAUAUGAAGGAUCGAGCUCUCUGGCCAUUGUUUUCGUUGUUUUACUAGCAAUUCUGGUGUAUCUUCUGAAGAGUCGAGGAGUAAUUCGUUAAUUAGAAUUGGGUCUCUUUUCCGAUGAAAAACAAGAACAGACUUGUUUAGUACUGAACAGGAAAUCAAACCAUAAUCAUCAGAAAAAGCUGUCCAUGGAGACAUUUUGUCAGCAAAGACAAUAAAUGCAGUUUUUUCAGGCUUCUCUGUCUCA
Nelumbo nucifera (sacred lotus) is the source of this 1443-nucleotide messenger RNA. Its product is annotated as SEC12-like protein 2. Lineage: Eukaryota; Viridiplantae; Streptophyta; Magnoliopsida; Proteales; Nelumbonaceae. The record is from RefSeq and is a predicted model, not a curated record. Gene Ontology annotation, molecular function: protein binding; guanyl-nucleotide exchange factor activity. Gene Ontology annotation, biological process: endoplasmic reticulum to Golgi vesicle-mediated transport. Gene Ontology annotation, cellular component: endoplasmic reticulum membrane.